Molecule: messenger RNA, 755 nt
Organism: Strongylocentrotus purpuratus (purple sea urchin)
Lineage: Eukaryota; Metazoa; Echinodermata; Echinoidea; Camarodonta; Strongylocentrotidae
Product: lipase member H-like
Exons: 4
Coding region: 57-755 (232 amino acids)
Molecular function (GO): lipase activity
Source: RefSeq, a predicted model, not a curated record
CGGGUUUUAACCCCUCCUGGCCGACCCAUUUCUUGAUUCAUGGAUGGACAGACACGAUGGCAAAACCACUAUGGAUGAACUUGAGGAAAGCGUUGGUAGACAGGGAUGAGCCAAGGAAUGUCAUCUGCGUGGACUGGAGCCCCGGCGCGUCCAGUAAGUGGUAUCCGAACCCACGUGACAAUACCCGUGUGGUAGGAAGGAUCAUUGGUAAGAUGAUCGAGCAGCUGGUCGACAAUAAGGGCGCCUGGUUUGAGGACAUGCAUAUCAUCGGCCACAGUCUGGGAGCUCACAUAGCUGGUUACGCCGGAGAGGCACUCGGUGGUAGAGUCGGACGUGUCACAGGACUAGACCCUGCUGGCCCAUUGUUCGGUGGUACCGACAAUCAAUGCAAGCUAGAUCGGUCAGACGCCAUGUUUGUAGAUGUCAUACAUACUGAUGGAGACAUGCUACUUUUUGGUGGUGCAGGAUUAAUGGAGGAGUGCGGCGACCACGACUGGUACCCGUUCGGGGGCAAGGACCAACCCGGAUGUCCGUUUUUUGAUGCCGGAUGCGACCACAUGAUGGCUGUAGAGUACUUCACAGAAAGCGUCUUAAACAUAAAAUUUCCUGCGACCAAGUGGGCCUUAACCGUGAAAAAUUUGUUCAAAUACCCGUGGGACUGCGCAGUUGAAGGAGAUUGCCCAGAGAUGGGUUUCAACGAUCAUGAUGAUCCGAAAUACUGGGGAGGAGACUUCCAGAUGGAAACGUCCCUCUAG